UUGCAAAAAAUGCAUGCCUACCUUAUUAGAUUAAGUAAUGUAAAAAUUUUUACUUUAGAAUUAUUAGUAGUGAAUCCACAGUGGAUCAAGGUUGUGCAAGGAGCGAGGUUUCAUGUCGUUCCACCAUUUCUCCUUCUUCGGUCUCUGUGCCUUGCACAGAGCCCCCAGCCGCGCCAUGUUGGGACAGAGCAUCCAGAGGUUCACAGCCUCUGUGGUCCAUAGGAGCCACUAUGAGGAGGGCCCAGGGAAGAAUUUGCCACUUUCAGUGGAAAACAACUGGAGGUUGCUAGCUAUGAUGACCUUGUAUCUGGGAUCUGGCUUUGCUGCCCCUUUCUUCAUAGUACGGCACCAACUGCUUAAGAAAUAAGGAUGUUUUAGGUCAUCCAUUUAACAGAUAACAGCAUUUCAAGAGGUGCAGUCUCUGGAAAAUGGAUCAAACUCUUGAACUCACAGCAUACUAGAUAUGUUUAUAAAUAAACUUACGACUUGAAUGCUGAA
Messenger RNA from Oryctolagus cuniculus (rabbit), 498 nucleotides. The record is from RefSeq and is a predicted model, not a curated record. Lineage: Eukaryota; Metazoa; Chordata; Mammalia; Lagomorpha; Leporidae.